This is a messenger RNA of Prunus armeniaca (apricot), 273 nucleotides long. The record is from the annotation of a GenBank genome assembly. NCBI's taxonomy places the organism in Eukaryota, Viridiplantae, Streptophyta, Magnoliopsida, Rosales, Rosaceae.
AUGGGUCGGAUCAUAUCGAACUCGUCCAGAACCCAAUACGUUAUAUUACAAAUGUUGGGCCAGAACCGACCCAAGAAUUGGAGAGCUGAAAAUGGCGAAGGAAGGAAGCUGAAAGUUGAACGUUGCUAUUAUUUUCUGGGCAUAGGUGGAGCUGAAAGACUAAUUGUUGAUGUGGCUGUUGAACUUGUAUCCCAUGAAGUUCACCAUGACAAAAAUGGAGACCCCAUAAAAGCUCAUGGCACUUUUCAAGUCGUCUUGGUGUGUGUACUCUGA